Messenger RNA from Cyclocybe aegerita, 2220 nucleotides. Lineage: Eukaryota; Fungi; Basidiomycota; Agaricomycetes; Agaricales; Hemipholiotaceae. The record is from the annotation of a GenBank genome assembly.
AUGGAGGGCGAUGAGGUUAUUGGCGCACCAAAGCAUCCCGACUGGCUGCAAAUGGUGCGCAUUAAGGAAGGGGAGGUUCCCCGCGUGAUCGCCUACGUUUCGACUAGGUUAUCCCGCUAUCGUCCCGCUAUGCGUCGCGACAUCCUCGUCCUCUCCCUCUUCAGCGGGGCCAUUGAGCACCUUGCUGCUCGUGUGCAUUCUUUACCACCUUUCAUUUAUAUGGCUGGUGACUUCAACUGCGUGUCACUUGGAUGGAUGACUAUGAGCAUCCGGGAGCAUCUCAGAUCGGCCUCGAGUGGGCACGACCUUCCAACCAUGGACCGACGAGGAUCAGUCCUAAUCCAAACCAGAGAUCCAACAUUGGAGCACGAUCUCCAGGCUAUUCCUGUUGCAGCCCCGGCAACCAAGGAAGGCAUUGAAGCUUUAGCCGAUGCUAUCGCGACAGCGUUCUCGGACGCAUGGCUUGCCCACUCGACCGAGUCCAAACCUACCAAGCGCUCCAAGUCCUGGUGGACGGACGAGUGCUCGGAGACAUUUGGAGUAUAUCAGCUGAGCCAUUCGCUCGCUGACUACAACAAGUUUAAGAAGGCGUGCAAAGACGCCAAGCGGGAUUUCUUUGAUGAACGCAUCGCAGAAAUCACUACCUCUCGCAAGCGCCCAUGGGACCUAAUGGAAUGGGUCAAACAGCGCAAGCUACCACCCUGUGAGGCUAUUUGCAAUGGCGACCAGCCUUGCCACGAUAUGGACGACCUCUGGGACGCCCUGCACGUACAACUCCUCUCGCGAUGGGCUGACUUCUCAGAGCAUGAGUUGUUGAGUGCCCUUAAGGGGUGCUCCAACUCCUCUGCACCAGGACCGGACCAUAUCACAUGGGUCCACCUAAAGGAGCUGCUCAAGGAUAAACACGUCCUUGCGCUCUUCAUCAUGCUGGCCAACGCUUGCCUUCGGGUGGGUCAUUGGCCACAUAUAUUCAAGGAGUCGCUAUCGGUUAUCGUUCCGAAGCCAAACAAGCCCUCCUAUUCUGUACCGAAGGCCUUUAGGCCGAUCGUACUCCUCAUCACUUUUGGUAAACUUAUCGAAAAGAUGAUUGCCAAUAGGAUACAGUUUGACGCUGUCAAGCAUGAUAUCUUCCAUCCCAACCAACUUGGCGGUAUUCGCCAGAGGUCUACUGAGGAUGCUGGAUUGAUUCUGACCCAUCUCGUGCGAGCGGGGUGGGUUAAGGGUCUCCAGACUAGCGCGCUGGCUUUUGACAUUGCGCAGUUCUUCCCUUCUAUCAACCAUGAGAUGUUCAUGGCUGUCCUACGCAAGCAAGGAUUCUCGCCAAUCUUGGUGGAGUUCUUUGCUUCUUACCUUGUUGGACGUUCCACAGUUUACUGUUGGAACACCUUCCAAUCCGACUCACGUUCUGCGGACGUGGGUGUCAGGCAGGGCUCAGCUCUCUCGCCUGUUAUCUCUGGGCUGUUCAUUGCUCCGGUAAUGAAGCUCUUCUAUAUCAAGGCGGCGCCACUUAACAUGACGCUGCUUUCCUUUGUGGAUGAUGGGACCAUUCUGGCCCAGUCCAAACAACUCGAUGAUAAUAAUACCGAGUUGUUUCACUUUUCGCAUCGACGAGAUGCCUACAAUCCCUCGCUGGAUCUGGGGUACGCCCCUCAUACCGGCGCCACACCUGUGAAGCCCAAGACCUAUUGGAGGUACUUGGGCUUCUACUUUGACCGCGGGCUCACGUUUCAUGAGCACGUUCGCUAUUACGCCACCAAGGCGUUUACCACCGUGCAGGCCAUGCGCAUGCUCGGAAACUCUACUAGAGGUCUCUCGCCUAAACAGCGCCGCCUAUUAUAUCGGUCGUGUGUAGUUCCCAUUGCCACAUACAGCUAUCGUCUCUGGUAUUUUGAUGGCGCCCGCAAUAAGGGCGCAAUGAACCAGUUGAAACAGAUGCAGCGAAAAGCUGCUCUAUGGAUCACAGGUGCUUUCCACACCUCUCCUACUGGCGGUCUUGAGGCUCUUGCAGGUCUCAUACCUGUCCACCUUAUGCUGAAGAAGUUGGCAACAUCAGUGCUCGAUGGCAGCCCGCUCGCUAUCUACAAACACGUACGCUACGCGGCCUGGGUACUAAGUAAACUACUAAAAGACGUCCGCCCCCCCAACCACGAGCCUGAUGGCUCAAACGCCGAAGCUCCUAUAAAGCCAGACCCACCUCGCGAAAACGGUGACGCGGGAUAA